Messenger RNA from Closterium sp. Naga37s-1, 237 nucleotides. NCBI's taxonomy places the organism in Eukaryota, Viridiplantae, Streptophyta, Zygnematophyceae, Desmidiales, Closteriaceae. The record is from the annotation of a GenBank genome assembly.
AUGGUCACGACCAGGCACUACUUCUGCUGCGCACAGAGGGACUCAUCGCACGAGUUCCAGGCCAAGCGAAUCGUCGACUUCAACAAUAUCGCCUCUGACGGCCCUCUCGGUCCCUCCCUCCCCUCCAUGCCCUCUCCCUCCUCUCCGGGCACUACUUCUGCUGCGCACAGAGGGACUCAUCGCACGAGUGCCAUGCCAACUACUGUGCACGAGGGGCGAAUCAUGGACUUCUACUAG